Molecule: messenger RNA, 1038 nt
Organism: Daldinia loculata
Lineage: Eukaryota; Fungi; Ascomycota; Sordariomycetes; Xylariales; Hypoxylaceae
Exons: 2
Coding region: 207-650 (147 amino acids)
Source: RefSeq, a predicted model, not a curated record
CGAUAAUGUACUUCGCUUAAUGCAACCCGAUAUGUUUUUGAUUCCCUUUUAUGUACAACAGUUUAAUAUUUUAUAUAACCCCACUGACCUACCACCUCCAAGCCAUCUAUAUUCAAAUUAUUGUAGUAACUCAAAGUGUUCCUACUACUUUUCGUGCUUAUCGUAUACAACCUAUACUACAGUAUUACACUAUACUUUGAACAACAAUGCCCCCCACGAGGACAAAUAAUAAAGUCCAAAUGUUGACACCUCGAGAUACCGAGAUCAUCGACACUAUCUUGCAAGCUUGCCCUCCUCAUGCGAAACCCAAAAUAGACUGGACUACUGUCGCACACAAAUUAGGGUUGAAAAAUGAACCGUCAGCUAAGGAAACCUUCCGUAUUCUCUGCAAAAAGAGAAAUUGGUUCACCGCGACUGACUCCCAGUCUAAAUCCGAGUCCAAAUCUUCUUUGAGCCCUAAAAAGGAAGCUGCUACUCAGGACGAGAGGCCUUUCAAUAUUAAUAAAUACAAUACCAGAGGUCGUGCUAGGAAGGAACCCCAGGCGAAGCUCAGGCCCAGCACUACCGAGUUCAUGGAGACUACUGAGAGUGAGGAGGAGACAAUUUCAGAUGACGUGUCUGACUUCGACAGCGACUAUGGUGAUGUUUGAGAUACAUUCAUCAUAGCUUCGAGGAUGAAGUUGUAUCCUGUGGAGACUUUUAUGAUUGGGAAAAUGAUACAAUAUGAGUAGAGGCAUAGCUCGACGGCUGCGAGUGCUAGGUGAAAAUGUGGGAACCCGUACACUCAUUUCAUCAUCUCAGAUCAGUGUCAAGCAUCAACACUUUAAGUAGUUAAAUAGAUAUUCUUGGGCCUUGUCGUAGCCAAUCUCUUUAUUCACUGUCUCAUAAGAAUUGCAGCGCACCUUGGUACUAGAAAUGGGUAGGAGAUAGCUGGCGUUAAGCUUGUGUGAUUUAAAUUCGACAAUCCAUGCAAAGGGGUCAGACGAUGUUUUGCAUCAUUAAUUGAAUUUAAAAGCUAAUAUAUUAUACGUUUAAUUA